Molecule: messenger RNA, 858 nt
Organism: Triticum urartu
Lineage: Eukaryota; Viridiplantae; Streptophyta; Magnoliopsida; Poales; Poaceae
Source: RefSeq, a predicted model, not a curated record
GGACUCUUCCCCUACCUUGGCCGUGCAGGAUGAAGGUUGUUCUUGGUGCUGCUAAAGGUCUAGCCUUCCUACAUGUUGGUCCCAAACCAGUUAUUUACAGGGAUUUUAAGACAUCAAAUAUUCUUAUCGAUGCGGAGUACAAUUCAAAACUUUCAGAUUUUGGGCUCGCAAAAGCUGGUCCCCAAGGUGAUAAAACCCAUGUCUCUACUCGAGUUCUUGGCACCUAUGGCUAUGCUGCGCCCGAGUAUGUAAUGACAGGCCACUUAACAACCAAGAGCGACGUAUAUAGCUUCGGAGUCGUGCUGCUGGAGGUGCUGACUGGCAGGAGAUCAGUGGACAAGAAGCGACCUCCAGGGGAGCAGAACCUCGUUGCAUGGGCGAGGCCGUAUCUGAGCGACCGGCGAAGGCUCUAUCAGCUCGUAGACCCUCGCCUGGGACUGAACUAUUCCGUCAGAGGUGUUCAGAAGGUUGCCCAGAUCUGCCACCACUGCCUCAACCGUGACAGCAAGUCGCGCCCGAUGAUGGACGAGGUUGUCAAGCAUCUGACGCCGCUGCAGGACCUUAACGACAUGGCCGCCGUGUCGUAUAGGCCCCGGUCAUCACCCCGUGGAAAGGCGCGGCGGUGAUUGCCAGUCUGACACGAGAAAAACGGCAUUUCUAUGAUUUCUUGGCAUUGUUGGAUGCUGGUCUUGUUUUAACUGUACAGAAAAAAAAAAGAUUGGGCUCCAUGUCCAACGAAAAUUGGAGCUCUGACACCCAUGUCUCGCUUAGAUCAAUCAGACUGUUUUUGCCUGUUGCCUGAGCGAAUCGAUGACAUUGUCUGAUUGUGAUAUGUUGUAAUAAUAAUGAGUUAAUAUC